This is a messenger RNA of Strongylus vulgaris, 320 nucleotides long. NCBI's taxonomy places the organism in Eukaryota, Metazoa, Nematoda, Chromadorea, Rhabditida, Strongylidae. The record is from the annotation of a GenBank genome assembly.
AUGGCUGGAAACACUCUGCAAAAUAUGUUGGCAGAGUUUCCGGAAUGGAGAGAGCAUAUAAUCAUAGCCGAGAUCACUUUACUUCAUAAUCAAUUGACGGACUUUUACCCUGCCGUUCUUGACGAAGCUCUUCGGCUUUUGCAUCAAAUGGUUGUCACAUGGAAAUCCGCAGCACUGCAGGAGAAGAAGAAAGAGCAAGAAAAGGAGAACAACGAGCAUUCCAAUCACAUUACUCCACCACUCUAUGUGCUGAAUUAUGCUUCGGUUCUUCACGCAGUAGAGGGUUUUGCUCUUGUGAUGUUAUGUCAAAUUAGGUAAGU